AUGGCCUCCACCACCAACUUCCCGCCAGACACGGUGCCCCAGGCGCCUGAGGAUCCCCUCUUUGGCCUUGCCCGCGCCUACAAGGCUGACCCCAGCCCGAACAAAGUCGAUCUGGGAAUUGGUGCCUACCGAGACAACAAUGCGAAGCCCUGGGUUCUGCCUGUGGUAAAAAAGGCUGAUGACAUUCUCCGAAACAACCCCGAGUUGAACCACGAAUAUGCCCCGAUCGCCGGUAUCGAGAGCUUCACCAGCAAGGCCGCGGAGCUCAUGCUCGGCGCCGAUUCGCCUGCCCUCGCGGACCGCCGCGUGACAUCUGUGCAAACCAUCUCGGGCACCGGUGCCGUUCACCUGGGCGCCCUGUUCCUCGCCAAGUUCUACAAGGGCAACCGCACCGUCUAUGUGUCAAAUCCCACAUGGGCAAACCACCACCAGAUCUUCAACAAUGUCGGCAUCACCGUCGCCCAGUAUCCCUACUUCAGCAAGGAAACCCGCGGACUGGACUUUGAGGGAAUGACGGCGGCCAUUUCAGCGGCCCCCGAACGCUCCAUCAUCCUGCUCCACCCCUGCGCGCACAACCCUACCGGCGUCGACCCAACACCCGAUCAGUGGAAGCAGUUGGCCGUCAUCAUCCGCGAGAAGAAGCACUUUCCCUUCUUCGACUGCGCCUACCAGGGCUUUGCCUCUGGCGACCUUGCACGAGAUGCCAGCGCCGUGCGCUACUUUGUCGAGCAGGGCUUCGAGCUCGUAGUUGCUCAGAGCUUCGCCAAGAACUUUGGUCUUUACGGAGAGCGAGCUGGCUGCUUCCACUUCGUGGGCGCUCCCGCCGCCGACGCCGCCGAGACUGUCACCAGAGUCGCAUCUCAGCUCGCCAUCCUGCAGCGAUCAGAAAUCUCCAACCCUCCCCUGUACGGCGCAAGGAUAGCCAGCACCGUGCUCAACGACCCCCAACUCUUCGCGGAGUGGGAGGAGAACCUCAGGACCAUGUCGGGCCGCAUCAUUGAUAUGCGCAAAGCUCUCCGAUCCAAGCUUGAGGAGCUCGAGACGCCAGGCACCUGGAACCACAUCACAGAUCAGAUUGGCAUGUUCAGCUUUACCGGUCUGACAGAACCCCAGGUGAUGAAGCUCCGCGAGGAGUAUCACAUCUACAUGACCAAGAAUGGGCGAAUCAGCAUGGCUGGGCUGAAUACCCACAACAUUGAUCAUGUGGCUCAGGCUAUUCGAAAAGUGGUUGGCGAGACGCAGUAA
Molecule: messenger RNA, 1245 nt
Organism: Trichoderma citrinoviride
Lineage: Eukaryota; Fungi; Ascomycota; Sordariomycetes; Hypocreales; Hypocreaceae
Product: aspartate/other aminotransferase
Exons: 3
Coding region: 1-1245 (414 amino acids)
Biological process (GO): L-aspartate biosynthetic process
Cellular component (GO): cytosol
Molecular function (GO): L-aspartate:2-oxoglutarate transaminase activity; pyridoxal phosphate binding
Source: RefSeq, a predicted model, not a curated record